AGAUUUCUUUGGUGUUUUUGGUUAAAUAAUGUAUGAAUGAAUAUACAUUGUAGUUAAUAUAUAUGUAGAUGUUUUCUUGCGAUAAACCACGUAUGAAGAUGAUACAGGAUGAUACAGAGUGAUACAGUGAUAUUGCAGUGAAGUGAAUGCCUAAUUUCCAGUAGAGUUUAGUAUUGUGCUUGUUCUGUUUAAAUAAUUAUAGACUUCUGUAAUUAAAAGAUAUAAGUUGAAUGUCUUUUCUAUAUUUCAAUCAUUGAUUUAAUGUAAAAACGUUAUACAUAUAAAUUGCGUUUUAUAUUUUUUUUGAUUGCUGUACUUAUUAAAAAGUUGAGAUAUUUUGAAGUAAUAAUAUUAUUUAAUUUUAAUUUAAAAAACAAUUCAUACAAAAUGAUUCUGUCUAUUAAACAAAGUUUUUUUUUAUUAAGUUUUUGUUUUAUAUUUAUGCAUACAAGUACAGCACUUAACAAAUACUCUGCUGAAGCAAAUAACCCUAAAGUUGAAGAUAUUUUGGAAUAUCCCAUAUCAUUACGAGAAUUAGAUAAACCAUUUCGAAUGUCGAAAUUAAAUAUACUUUGGGUAAAAGCAAGAAACCGUUUGACAGAUCCUAAAUUACAAUCGCUGUUUAGUGAUUUAAAAAUCCAUGAUAAAGAAGAAUUAGCAUUUAAACAUUAUAAGUCUGAAGAGAAGGAUUCAGAUGGUUUAGAAGAAGCAAGAUUAAGAAAGAAAUUAAUUGGUAUUAUGAGUACAUAUGAUUUGUUAGAACAUUUCACUGAUACAGAAGAUCCAAUGUUACUUAAAAGAUAUAAAGCACUUAAUGAUGGUAGCAAUUAUGUUGCUAAGGAUGUGUUUAAAGAUUCGAAAUUGAAUAAGCUUUGGGCUAAAGCUGAAUUAGCAGGCUUUACUUAUGAAGAACUUAACACAUUGAAGGAAGAGUUUCAACAUCAUCAAGAAAAAGUAGAUGAAUAUAUGAGCUUAUUAAAAGAUAUAGAAGCUGGAGAUUCUGAAGUACAUGAAAAUAGCUUAUUUGAAAAGCCAGACAGCUGGAAUGUCUUAGAAGAGGAAGAACAAUUAUCAAAUAAUAAUUUACCUGGAAAAAAGUUGGAUUACUUAGGAAAAGCCAAUUUGCUUAGAGAGAAACAUUUAGAGCUUAGAAAUGGUUAUGAUCGUUUGGAUAGAUUAACAGCUAAAGGGCCUAAUCAUAAGGAAUUUAUAGAACCAAAAGUACAAGGGCUUUGGAGAAUUGCAUUGGAAGCUAAAUUUCCACCUAAUGAACUUGCUUCUCUUAAGGAAGAACUUUUACACUAUGAAUCACGAUUACUCAAGUUAAGACAUCUUCAUACUGAAGCAGCUCUGGAAGCUGCACGCAAAGGAAAGUCUUAUGAUUUGGAUAAUUCUACUUCACAACAACAUAUAAAGAAACAUGCUAGAACAGUUCAAAAGCUUCAUAUGGACCUUGAGGCAAAAAUUAUGCAAAAACAUACUGAGUUAUAAUGUUUAUAAGAUUUUUUAAUAAUUUCUGCAAUAUUUGCUUUUAAUAAUUGUUUGAACAAAUAUCAAUAAAUCUAUGGCAGGUAUAUAAAUAUCCAAUUAAUAGAAAUACAUAAUAUAUUGUAAAAUUUUAACUUUUAAUUUAGAUGUAUUGUUUGUAUAUUCUUAUAUAUAUUGCAAAUAGCAAUUUUUUAAAAAUAAAUAUGUAUUUUGUUAUAUAGUUA
Messenger RNA from Vespula vulgaris, 1712 nucleotides. RefSeq names its product alpha-2-macroglobulin receptor-associated protein. Gene Ontology annotation, biological process: regulation of receptor-mediated endocytosis. Gene Ontology annotation, molecular function: heparin binding; low-density lipoprotein particle receptor binding; receptor antagonist activity. NCBI's taxonomy places the organism in Eukaryota, Metazoa, Arthropoda, Insecta, Hymenoptera, Vespidae. The record is from RefSeq and is a predicted model, not a curated record. Gene Ontology annotation, cellular component: endomembrane system; endoplasmic reticulum. The transcript has 7 exons. Bases 388 to 1491 code for a protein of 367 amino acids.